AUGUCAACGGACAGAGCUUGUAUGUUAUGUGGACUGGUGCAAUCGACUGCUGAAUUCAAUAGGAAUGGGUGCCCGAACUGUCAAUCGAUCUUUGAAGAGGCAGGUGUUUCGGCUGUUGAAUGUACUUCCCCAUCUUUUGAAGGUUUGGUUGGUAUGUGUAAACCUAGCAGGUCGUGGGUAGCGAGAUGGAUGAGUAUUGACAGUUAUAUUCCAGGAAUGUACGCUGUCAAAAUUGAUGGUCGUUUACCAAUAGAGGUAACGGAACUUUUGCCUCACUAUAAACCGAGAGAUGGAAGUCAAGUUGAUUAA
Messenger RNA from Kluyveromyces lactis, 309 nucleotides. RefSeq names its product transcription elongation factor SPT4 (gene SPT4). Gene Ontology annotation, cellular component: DSIF complex; nucleus. Gene Ontology annotation, biological process: mRNA processing; regulation of transcription elongation by RNA polymerase II; positive regulation of DNA-templated transcription, elongation. The record is from RefSeq and is a predicted model, not a curated record. The transcript has a single exon. Lineage: Eukaryota; Fungi; Ascomycota; Saccharomycetes; Saccharomycetales; Saccharomycetaceae. Gene Ontology annotation, molecular function: zinc ion binding; RNA polymerase II complex binding. Bases 1 to 309 code for a protein of 102 amino acids.